Messenger RNA from Ramularia collo-cygni, 738 nucleotides. RefSeq names its product related to UPS1 Mitochondrial intermembrane space protein that regulates alternative processing and sorting of Mgm1p and other proteins. Gene Ontology annotation, molecular function: phosphatidic acid transfer activity. The transcript has a single exon. The coding region runs from base 1 to 738 and encodes 245 amino acids. The record is from RefSeq and is a predicted model, not a curated record. Gene Ontology annotation, cellular component: mitochondrial intermembrane space. Gene Ontology annotation, biological process: phospholipid transport. Lineage: Eukaryota; Fungi; Ascomycota; Dothideomycetes; Mycosphaerellales; Mycosphaerellaceae.
AUGGUGAAAUUCUUCAGCACAUCGUACGCCUACGACUACAACUUCAGCGAAACCGCCCUGGCCUACUUCCUCCGCUACCCCAACCCUUACUCUCGUCAUGUCGCAUCCACCGACACCAUCGAUCGCCACUAUGACCCCAUCACCCAACGCCUGACAACCGUGCGUCUACACGUCAAGCGCUCACGCCUCCCGCCCGCCGUCUUGAAACUCUUGCCCAAAAGUAGUCUGUCGAAUGCCAGUGAGGACGGAAGCACUCAAUCCUUCAUCCUGGAAAAGAGUGUGGUGGACGUGCGACAAGGAUGGAUGGAGACUGAUAGUCGGAAUCUGGACUGGAACAAUGUUUUGAGUGUGAUUGAACGACAUCGAUAUUCACGGCCGGAAGGUGCUACGAUUACCGCGACGGGAGACGGGAGGACCGAUGUGGACAUCAGUGUUACGUUGAAGAGCAGGAUUGGAGAGCAGAUUCGGAAGAGACGCCAGAGGUGGGGACAGCAAGCUACUGCAACUUCUGUGAUUGGAGCUGGUGGGGAGGAUGAGCAGCCUGUGAAGCAGGGUUUCCUCUCUUCCUGGACUUCCGGCGCGGUGAGGAGUGCCAUUGAGACGAUCAGUUUGCAGCGGACGGAGAAAAGUCAGCCGAAGGCCAUGAAGGGCAUGUCGGUGGUGUUGGAGAGGCUGAGGACCGGCGGACUGGAGGCUGUAUUGGAAGGGAUGAGGGCUGAUCGCGAGGUGGUGGUUUAG